UUAUAAAACUGACAUUUAUUAAGAAAAGAAGAAAAAACAGAAGAAAUAUUAAAAUUUCCAAAAAAUUAACAAAUUAUUACGAAUUUCUUAAAUAUUUUUAAUGUAUUAAAUAGAUUUUAAUACAAAAAAAAAUGGCUAAUAGCUAUGAAAUACCUUCAUGGGCCGGUAAGCCACCAACUGGUUUGCAUUUGGAUGUUUUAAAGGAUGAUAAACUUGUGCAGAAACUAAUGGUGGACGAAAAGAAAUGUUAUUUAUUUGGUCGUAAUGCUCAAAUGAAUGAUUUUUGCAUAGAUCAUGCUUCCUGUUCGCGAGUACAUGCAGCUUUUGUGUAUCACAAACAUUUGAAUAUUGCAUAUUUGGUGGACUUGGGUUCUACUCAUGGAACUUAUAUAGGCACCAUGCGUUUGGAGGCUCAUAAACCUACACAGCUGCAUGUUAAUAGUACUUUUCAUUUUGGUGCCUCUACUAGGCGCUAUAUUUUACGUGAAAGACCCUCGGCCGGCCAACGUAAUAGCAUAAUGGAGGAUAUACCCAUGAAUGAAACUAGUGAUGGAGCAUUAUUGGGUUUGCCCGAAACACAAACGGAAUUGGAUAAUCUCACGGAAUAUAAUACUGCACAUAAUAGAAGAAUUUCCAUGCUAGGCAUAGCAGAUGAUAUAAGAAAGAAAACGUCACGCAAACGACGCAAUGUUACCUUUAACGAUGAGGAAAUCAUUAUAAACCCUGAAGAUGUCGAUCCUAAUGUGGGUCGUUUUCGCAACUUAGUACAAACCACUGUGGUGCCGGCUAAACGAGCUCGUUACGAUGGCUCUAAUAUGGGCAUAUCGGCUACUAACACAACAGCCUCAACAGCUAGUCACAAUAAUCUUACACACACUAGCAGCCAUCAGUUAUUCCAGCAAAAUUAUCAGGAACACAUGAAAAGUCUUGGUAAUAAUCCCAAUUCACCUACAAAUGCUACAACUUCCUCGCCCACAUCUUUGUAUCAGGGUUUACCGGCUGCCAGUGCACAUGAUAGUCAUGCUACCUCUAGAGCUACAUCAGCAGAAUUUGAUGUUUCUGGACCUUUAGCAAUUGGUGCCAAGCUGGGAUUGCUGUUACCAAAUCCAGCACCGGAUGUAACACCUAUAGCUGAGACGAUCAGUGCGGCGCCUAUGAAUUCUGCUGUGGCACACAAAUUAGCUUUGGCUAAUGCAAAUGUACGCUAUGAGGAUGCUAAUCAUCAUCAUCAUCAUAUCGCCACCGAUGUGUCUAAUAGUUCUGGUCCACAAAAGAAGAAAUAUGCCAAAGAAGCUUGGCCUGGACGUAAACCAAUGCUGGGUUCUUUAUAACACAAAUUUGUUUAAAUAUGAUUUCAUUACAAUUAAUUAUA
Messenger RNA from Lucilia cuprina (Australian sheep blowfly), 1372 nucleotides. RefSeq names its product nuclear inhibitor of protein phosphatase 1 (gene NiPp1). Bases 132 to 1331 code for a protein of 399 amino acids. The record is from RefSeq and is a predicted model, not a curated record. Gene Ontology annotation, cellular component: nuclear speck. Gene Ontology annotation, molecular function: protein serine/threonine phosphatase inhibitor activity; mRNA binding; protein binding. The transcript is spliced from 6 exons. Lineage: Eukaryota; Metazoa; Arthropoda; Insecta; Diptera; Calliphoridae.